AUGCCCGCGGGCCCAUCGGAGCAGUUGUGCAUUUUCGAUGCCAGCAGCGACCCUUCCUUUGUGGUGGCGGACCUUCUCUCGCAGGCAGAGCACGGGCCAGACUCACAGGUGGUGGGUGUCUUUGUGGCGCCAUCAGGUGGCCACGACUUCCUGACGAAGGUUCGCCAGGAGUUCGAGCAACAGGUGGCCAAGCUGUCACGCAGAGACAUCACCAAGCAAGCUCUCAGCAAGAGCUUCGUGAUCAUUGUGGAUUCGCUGGAUGCAGCGAUGAGCUUCUCCAAUGGGUACGGGCCGGAGCAUCUGGUGGUGCAAGCUGCCAACCCAGAGGCUUAUUUGGAGCGGGUGGUCAACGCAGGCUCUGUGUUCAUGGGCGCCUUUGCGCCUGAGAGCUGCGGGGACUACGCCAGCGGCACCAACCACUGCCUGCCCACUAGUGGCUAUGCUAGACAGUUUGGAGGUGUCUCCACAGACACGUACCUGAAGUACAUCACCGUGCAGAAGCUGACCCCUGCCGGCCUGAAGCGAGUCGGACCCCAUGUCGAGGUGAUUGCGGAUGUGGAGGAGUUGGAAGCGCACAGGACGAAUGCCGUGACGAUCCGGCUGGCGAAGAUUGGCAGAGAGCUGACCUGGCUGGAGAAGCUUGCAGGUCUCUGCAGCUUUUGCUGA
Messenger RNA from Effrenium voratum, 666 nucleotides. NCBI's taxonomy places the organism in Eukaryota, Dinophyceae, Suessiales, Symbiodiniaceae. The record is from the annotation of a GenBank genome assembly.